UGUUUGUACUUGCUUAGUACAGAGGCAGUCUUUUCCCCUUGAAUAUUUUCAGAUAACAGUUGGUUGAAUCCAAGAAUAUGGAGGGCUGAAUCCAAGAAUAUUUUAGGUCCUUUAUAGAAAAAGUGACAAUCUCCAUUUAACUUGAAUGUGAAGACUGGAGGUUAAGGAUAUCUAGGGCAUGAGCAGUGGGAGAAAAUGUCAGUUUACUAUUCAAGUUAUACUGCUUGACAGUGAUGACUCUGGUGGCCGCAGCUUACACGAUAGCUUUAAGGUAUACGAGGACAACAAGCACAGAGCGCUACUUUUCAACCACAGCGGUGUGUAUCACAGAAGUUGUAAAGUUACUGCUAAGUGUGGGACUUUUAGCUAAAGAAACUGGUAGUCUGGGUAGAUUCAAGACAUCUUUAUGUGAAAAUGUUUUUGGGAGUCCCAAGGAACUGAUGAAGUUAAGUGUGCCGUCACUAGUGUAUGCUGUUCAGAACAACAUGGCUUUCCUAGCCCUUAGCAAUCUGGAUGCAGCAGUGUACCAGGUGACCUACCAAUUGAAGAUUCCUUGUACUGCUUUAUGUACUGUUUUAAUGUUAAAUAGGACACUCAGUAAAUUACAGUGGAUUUCAGUUUUUAUGCUGUGUGGUGGAGUCACACUUGUACAGUGGAAACCAGCCCAAGCUACAAAAGUUGUGGUGGAGCAGAAUCCAUUAUUAGGGUUUGGUGCCAUAGCUGUUGCUGUUCUGUGCUCAGGAUUUGCAGGGGUGUAUUUUGAAAAAGUUUUAAAGAGUUCAGACACUUCCCUUUGGGUGAGAAACAUUCAAAUGUAUCUAUCAGGGAUUGCUGUGACAUUAGUUGGUGUCUACUUGUCAGAUGGAGCUGAAAUUAAAGAAAAAGGAUUUUUCUAUGGUUACACACAUUAUGUCUGGUUUGUUAUCUUUCUGGCAAGUGUUGGAGGCCUUUAUACCUCGGUGGUGGUCAAGUACACCGACAACAUCAUGAAAGGCUUUUCUGCUGCAGCAGCCAUUGUGCUUUCCACCAUUGCUUCAGUGAUCCUGUUUGGAUUACAGAUAACACUUACCUUUACUUUUGGUGCCCUUCUUGUAUGUGUUUCCAUUUAUAUCUAUGGACUACCCAGACAAGACACUACAUCCAUCCAACAAGGAGAAACAGCUUCGAAAGAAAAAAUCAUUGGUGUGUGAUUGGAGCCUGAAAAGAAAUGACUGUACCAUUUGCAUUAUACUAGCGCCUUAACUCAAUCCCGGAAGGUAGCUUAAACAGAUAAAAACAACAAAUCAACCACACAAGAAUCGAGAUAGAAGCUAUCUCAGUGAAUUGCUAAUGGAGAGAUUUAAUCUGGGCCUGUUUGCAUCAAAUUUUUAAAAUGAAGGAGUUUUUUUAUUAUAUAUAUACAUAAUGUACAUAAAAAGUAUAGAGAUGACAUGGUAUUAAAAAAA
Ochotona princeps (American pika) is the source of this 1445-nucleotide messenger RNA. RefSeq names its product solute carrier family 35 member A1 (gene SLC35A1). Gene Ontology annotation, biological process: pyrimidine nucleotide-sugar transmembrane transport. Gene Ontology annotation, molecular function: pyrimidine nucleotide-sugar transmembrane transporter activity. Lineage: Eukaryota; Metazoa; Chordata; Mammalia; Lagomorpha; Ochotonidae. The record is from RefSeq and is a predicted model, not a curated record. Gene Ontology annotation, cellular component: Golgi membrane. The coding region runs from base 234 to 1190 and encodes 318 amino acids. The transcript has 8 exons.